GCACCAUGGCCGACUCGAACGAGGAGACCAUCCAGAUGCUGACCGGCAUCUCCGGCUGCACAGAUGAUGAUGCGCGUAGAUGGCUCAAGGUCAAGAACAACGACGCAGACGCUGCUCUGAACGCAAUAUUAGACAACGAAGAUCUUGCAAAAGCCGAGNCAUACAACGAACAAAAUCUGCGCCCAUUAGGACAGAGCACAGCCCCGACCAGAGGCAACUCACCCGCUCCUUCUCUCCAUCAACCUCCCAACAGAGAUGACGAAGACGCUGAUCUACAAAGAGCCAUUGCCGCAUCACAAUCACAACCGACCGGUGUUACUCUACCCGGAAUCAGCACCAACUUCAAACCUGCAACGGACGACCAUUACGAGCCUUCCAAGUGGUCGAUGACUACCGUUGGUAUGGAAUCCCAGCAGGCUAGCGAGAUCAUACCAGAUCUGGAGCCCCAUGAGCGCAAGAAUGAAGCUGGUGAACCGAUUUUCUUGAAACAACUUCCUUCUGGCGAUUAUCUGCCCAGUUUGCUUACUAUUGCGCACUCUGUUCCCUUGGCACGUAAGGCUCUGUUGGCACCACACAAGACUUACUCUUCCUAUGGCUCGGACUCUGAGUGGUGGAAGGGCCAUGGUAUACGCCUGCCCAAGAUCGUCAGCACUGUCAGUGGUGAGCCUAUGGAGCCAGCCACCACCAAUCAGGAUGAGAUCGUCGCAGAGAUGCAGCGUUUGAUGGCUUUGCUAGACGACAGCUCGAGGUCAUAUGGCAGUGCCGAAACCCUUGUUCGCCUCGCAGAAAUCAAUGAUGGAUGUAUUCUGGACAAAGUCCUUGAGGCGUGGGAACAUGCUGCUUUAGAUGACAUGGAUGAGUCUCUAGACACCGAUAACUUCGUCUUCCACUCGCUGGUGGGCUCAACGAACCCCGAAUCCAUGACAACUACGGAUCUGUUCUCCUUGCCGCUGUCCGUCAGCCCAGCCCCUGGCGGCUCGAGUCAAGAGCUAGCCGCUAUAAUGGACGACACUCUUUGGGAUACUGACGGGGAUGAACCGACCUUGUACGACAACUACAUAGAUCAUUGCGCCCCAGUCCUACCUAUCCGCCUGACCCAAAAUGACUCUUCAAAGGGGACUUUGAAUGUCAUCAUCNCCCCUGCAUUCUACGUCGACAAGUACCUCAAGGAGAACGCCGAUCUUACAAAGGAUGUUCGUCAACAGAUGGCUCUGAGCAAGAAGAAAAUCGACAGGAUCCAGGCGGCACAAUUUAAGCUGAACAACUACCAACACGCGCAGAAAGGAAACUUGAGUACUAGCCAGUUGAUGAAGCACGCGCAAAACUACUUCUCAGGCGAAACCAGAAAGAACCUGCUCGAGGAGAGAGAAGGUGCUGGCGCAGGUGGAGACACUGACAUUCAUCUGCCACUGGAGCAUCAUAGCAUGAUCGCCGAGCAGUUAAAUGCAGUGUGUAGAGAGGUCGACUCAAAACUUCAGGGUGACANNGCCCUCGAGGAAGAAAAAGAAAAGACUCGCAAGGCACUGUCAGAGCUCUCAAAAGAGGCUGGACUGCCCGAAGAGAAUCUCAAGCACAGAUACACGCUCAGAGGCGUCUCAACCAAGCCUCACGUAACAUACCUCCUGCGUCCUCGCGACCCCUCCGACACCGCUAUGGUUGAUGACGAAGAUGCACCGGAAGGCAUGCAGUGGUGGCGUAUCGAGUACGAUGUCCAGGUGAAUGGCGCCAAGGUCAUCAAGACCAAGUCAACACAGGACGAUGUCAUCCGGGCUGUGGAGCUUGAGCACAAUCAAGCCCUACUGGUUUACGCCAGCGACUACGCCAUCUCAGAUGAACAUGAUAUCAACCUCACCUCAGCCCUUGACGAGUUCAUCCAUCACGACGACGAUAACUUCACCUCAGAGCUACACAUGAACGGCUAUGGGCACAUCAACGUGUACCCUGCUUACGAGGGCGUCCAGCAACGCCGUGGUUCGGGAGACAGUACCGCAGUCAACUACGACGAGGGUCUACCUGGUUAUGAGCCACCCCCGUACGACUCAGGAAUGGAAUACGGUCGUAUACCUAUCAACAUGCAAGGCACCAAAGAUGUAGCCAUGAACGGCGGGCACAGCCCUCCAGCCCAUGAGAUUCGACUCGAGCAGGAGGAAGUACAGCCAGAGGAGACCGACACCAAAGGAGGAAUCGAGAUGGCUGAAAAAGCACCUGCUGCUCCUUCAUUGUACAGGUCCGGAAACGACGGUUCCAAGGUCAUUGAGAUGGGCAGUGAUGAUGCAAUGACAGGUAUCAAGAGCUCAGACGGAGAAGUCGACCUGAUUGAUUUUAGGGAC
This is a messenger RNA of Aureobasidium vineae, 2330 nucleotides long. The record is from the annotation of a GenBank genome assembly. Lineage: Eukaryota; Fungi; Ascomycota; Dothideomycetes; Dothideales; Saccotheciaceae.